Cordyceps militaris CM01 is the source of this 1422-nucleotide messenger RNA. RefSeq names its product inositol 5-phosphatase. NCBI's taxonomy places the organism in Eukaryota, Fungi, Ascomycota, Sordariomycetes, Hypocreales, Cordycipitaceae. The record is from RefSeq and is a predicted model, not a curated record. Gene Ontology annotation, biological process: phosphatidylinositol dephosphorylation. Bases 1 to 1422 code for a protein of 473 amino acids. The transcript is spliced from 2 exons. Gene Ontology annotation, molecular function: phosphatidylinositol-4,5-bisphosphate 5-phosphatase activity.
AUGACGCCGUCAACUGUUGAUCUGCUGUUUCUGACGUUUAACUGCGCAAAGGCAUUAAUUAAUACUCCAGUAUUUGCCAACCACCUUGAGGCGGCAUUUGGGCAGAAUGCCACAGAUUUGCCAGACCUCAUUGUCUUGUCUCUCCAAGAAGUUGCUCCUCUGAGUUACGCUUUCAUCGGCGAUUAUUUUCUACGGCCGUACAUCGAACGUUUCGACACUGCUAUUAAUCAAGCUGCUUCCCAGCACGUGUUGAAGCACGAAGUGCCAGACUUGGUAUCGGCUACCGAACGAGCGACUCAGCGAAAGCGCUAUGAGCUGAUGAAAUCGAAAAAUGUUGGGUAUACCGCUAUUCUGCUGUUUGCCAAGGACUCGAGUCGCAUUAGAGAUAUCAAGGAAUCAGAAGUUGGGUUCGGCGCUGCCGAUAUGGGAAACAAGGGUGCCGUUGGUCUCAGAACCGUUUACGAUGCCGGGGAAAGUGGUUCUGCGGAGCUGACGUUUGUUGCAACACAUUUGGCAGCCAUGGAAUGGAAUCUGCCUCGGCGCAAUGCUAACUGGGCUUCCAUUAUGCGAUGCAUGACAUUUGGGGACCCGCUGCCUCUGCUCGAAUUGAUGCGUAGUGGGAGCCCUCCGCCAUCUGACGGCGGCACACAAGAGGAGGGUGCAGGGUUGUUGCAAGGCGAAAGAAAUCUGCCAGACUUUGAUAUGCUGCAGAAACAACUCCAGGAACUAUCAUUGUUCAAGCCCACGUCUCAUCUCUUCGUCGGCGGAGAUCUCAACUAUCGUAUAUCAACAAGCUCCCCGCCUCCCAACGCCGCCUUCCCAAGUCUGGAUGCAGGAUCAGAUAACUAUUACCCGAGAUUCUUCGAUUUAGACCAGCUCACUCGGGAAAAGGCGGCAGGCCGGACCAUGCAUGGCUUGACCGAGGCCCCGGUACACUUUCCUCCUACUUACAAAUACGAUGUGCUAGAGACCGACGGCAAGGAUGGCGACACGAUGGACCCUGUUCCAUGGAGAUUCGCCCCGCACCGCUAUCCUAGCUGGACAGACCGUAUUUUGUACAUGGACUUGCCCAGCUGGGUUGCUCCUGAGCAGGGCCGCAGCAUCAAGGUCCACGCGUACGAUGCUCUUCCGCUGAUGCGUACAAGCGAUCACCGACCAGUUUUUCUUCGCAUCGAAGCUCCCAUGCUGAGCUUGUCGGACUUGACACCGACCACAGAGUCGCUGGCCACCUCUACGGAUCCUCGAGUCCGGCUGCCGACAGAGCUGGACCCAGAGGCAUGGGAGCGUCGCGCAGCGGCGAGACGGCGCGAACUUCUCUUGGGCUGGAGCAUGUUCCUCUGGAGCACAAAAGAGGGUGCAUGCAUCCUGGCCACUUUCUUAGUUGCCUCACUUAGUGCGUACUGGGUCUAUCGCUCUGCAUAG